AUGACGCCGACCCUGGGUGAGGAUGUGAAGCUGCAGCGUUCGGGGCCCUCAGAGGCAGACGGCAGCCUGCUGAGCUCUGCAGGCAGUGGGGGGGUCCUGAAGAGACACAAAGCUCGAGAGCACAAGAGGGUGUACCGCUGCUCCCUCUGCAGCAAGGUCUUCCAGAACAGCAGCAACCUCAACAGACACGUGCGCUCUCAUGGGGAUAAGCUGUUCAAAUGUGAUGAAUGUGACAAAUUGUUCAGCCGCAAGGAGAGUCUGAAGCAGCACAUCUCCUACAAGCACAGCAAGAACAUGCCUGACCACGAUUACAAAUAUAAAUGCAACACGUGUGAGAAAUCCUUUCGCCUGGAAAAUGCCUUAAAGUUCCACAACUGUCGCACAGACGACAAGACGUUCCAGUGUGAUAUCUGCUCGCGGUUCUUCUCCACCAACAGUAACCUUUCCAAGCACAAGAAGAAGCACGGAGAGAAGCUCUACUCCUGUGAAAUCUGCAACAAGAUGUUCUACCGCAAAGACGUGAUGCAGGAGCACCACAGGAGGCACGGUGUGGGACCAAAGCACAUGAAGAGAGAGGAGCUGGAGGCUAACGGAGAGGAGGGGACCAGGUACAGGAAGGAGCCGUCCCCGUGUCCCAUCUGCGGCAAGGUGUUCUCCUGCAGGAGCAACAUGAACAAGCAUCUGCUGACUCACGGCGAUAAGAAGUACACCUGUGAGAUCUGCGCACGCAAGUUCUUCCGCGUGGACGUGCUCAGAGAUCACAUCCACGUUCACUUCAAGGAUAUAGCUUUGAUGGACGAGCAGGAGAGGGAAUGCUUCAUCAAGAAGAUCGGCAUCUCAGCGUGCGACAGCGACGACACGGACGAUGAAGAGGAGGAGGACGACCCCGAGCACCACAAGUACAACUGCAAGAAAUGCCAGCUGUCAUUUGCAAAGGGCAGAGAGUACCUGAAGCACAUCCUGGAUCAGCACAAGGAGCGAGGCUACGGCUGCGGGAUCUGUAACCGCCGCUUCGCCCUGAAGGCCACCUACAACGCUCACCUGGUGAUCCACAGAGAGCAGCUGCCGGACCCCGCCGUGCAGAAGUACAUCCAUCCGUGUGAAAUUUGUGGCAGAAUCUUCAACAGCAUUGGUAACCUGGAAAGGCACAAGAUCAUCCACACUGGGGUGCAGAGCCACGGCUGCUGCGGAAUAGAGCAUCAAGGAGCGUACGAGUGGCAAGGAGUGAGCCGCAAAGUUCGCCCAGAAGGUGAGGUCAACAUGCCUGAACACUACAAGAGACACACAGGUAUAAAGGACUUCAUGUGUGAGCUGUGUGGAAAGACGUUCAGUGAGAGGACGACUCUGGAGACGCACAAACUCAUCCACACAGUGGGGAAGACGUGGACGUGUGCGACCUGUGAUAAGAAGUACCUGACUGAGUACAUGCUGCAGAAGCACGUCCACCUGACCCACGAGAAGGUGGAGGCCCAGUCGUGUCACCUCUGUGGGACCAAGGUCUCCACCCGCGCCUCCAUGAACCGACACCUGCGGCGCAAACACCCCGAGGUGGUGUCUGUGAGGAUGGAUGAGUUCGAUGAUCUCCAGGAGCCCUCCACCAUCGGCGACUCCAUCUGUAUCGUGCAGGCCUCAGACGGGCUGCCUCAGGAGAGGACCGGCCGGCCCCCCCGGAGGAGGCACAGAGUCCCCGCUGAGCCGGAGCUCUCCGAGUCUGAUGAGUACGUGGACUACAACGAGACAAGGCACGAGUCGAUCGAGUUCAGCACCGUCAUCGUGGGAGACGAGACGGAGACCAGCUCUGCUGUGCAGAGCAUCCAGCAGGUGGUGGUCCUGGCGGACCCCGGCGUUCCGUCAGCCUCCCCCUGCAGCUCGGGGGGGCUGACCAACAUCACGGUGACCCCCAUCAGCAGCCAUCCCCCCGCCCAGUUCACCAGCCUGCAGCCAGUUGCCGUGGGUCACCUGACGGCCGGCGAGCGGCCCCUCAGCCUGGACAGCUCCAUCCUCACCGUCACCUUCGACGCGGUCAGCGGCUCCGCCCUGCUCCACAACCGCCCCCCCGAGCUGGUCCCGGAGACGGUGGGACCCGGAGGGGGCUCGCAGUCCGUGGCUCACUUCAUCAACGUGACCACGCUGGUCAACCCCCUGGGCCAGCUGGAGGCCUGGAGGCCGGUGCCUGAAGGACAGGUCACCCACAUGGGGGAGGGGGCUCAGGGGGGGAGUCAAGAGGCCCAGGGUCAGGGAGAGGGGGGCCGCCCCGUGCAGAGCCAGCCCCCCCCCCAUCAGAGCGGCUCCACACAGAUGUUCAGCUACUAACAGUGAGGUGCUGGCCGCCUCACUGGGAGCAGCAGAUUUUAUCAGACUGUACAGAGACCCUCACCCGAUGCCUCUCCGCCUGAAUGUCACAUGGUUUCCCUUUUUAUACUGACAGUGGCUGAUAAUAAUGAACAUUAUAAUAAAAAAGAGAAAUGGUACAUUCAGCCCAAAUCACUGACACGCUGAUUUACAUUUCAAACCAAAGCAACAUGUGGAACAUUGAAAUGCCUUACCAGCUUUCUUAAAAGGUGCAUGUUUUCAAGAUACAUUUGCUGCUUGAAAUAUGAAAAUAUACUAACACUUAUUCCUAAAGUGUCCCAUCCAAAUGUUAUUUUUGAAUGCUGUCAACUGUAAUUAUUGUGGAACCGCUGGAAAGAAUACUGGAGUUUUUGUACUGUUAUUUUGUAAACAAAAUUCCUCUUUAAAUGUUUAUUUGAUUAGUCUUCAUUUCAUUUGAGAUUGUGUGGAACAGUUCUAACUGCUGCUUACAAGCGGCAUGUCACAAGGCACCUGAAUCCUGACUGAGCAGGUGUUAAUGGAACAGAAAGAAAGAAUGAACAAACAGCUGAAUCUCUAAAAGAUGAUUUCUGCAGACAUAUCCUCCAGAGACAUGAAUCCGAACAGAUCACAGCAUCCACAGCAGAAUGAAAGCAUUCCAAUCCAUAGUAGGAAAAUAAACCGGGCUUCAUGGAAGAAAUGAUUAGACUUUCACACUAAGACUAAUGUUUACUAAAUAGAAAUUCUCUUGUUUUUUAUGUGGUACACAUUUUUAUACUUUAUUCUCAAAUUUAUUUUCUUCACUAUUUUGUAUUUUAAGAGGAAAUGCACAAAACUCUGACGUUGUCUUUAUUUUGUAAACUCUGUAUUGGGGUGUCAUAUUUAGUUAUGGACUCUAUUGGUUUUCUUUUCUAUCAGAUUCUCGUCACCUGCAUCAUGAUAAUCAGAAACCGUUUGAUUUCUAAAUCAACGCGGCUGACCUGGGUGUUGUCCUCCUGUAAGCAGAGGUUGCUGUUCUGUGAAGCAGAUUAAGGUAUGAAGCGUGAAGGAAUGUUCAACAGACAGAUAUAAAAUGUUUCCUGUGCCAGUCUCAUCAUGAGAUCAGAUAAUGGCACAGGAAGCUUUAAGAAUAAAAGCAGUGGAAGUGAGAUCCAGAGACAAACUGUAUGCUGACUGGAGUCAAAUAUUAAAACAAAACUGGUAUACUUUUGGUAUGUUCACAUUUAGAGAUGUCAAAAACUGUGGCAACAACACGAUGGAUAACCUUUAACAGUUUAAUAUUUAACAAGUACUCCACAUUCAGUCCCUACAUACUUUUCAUAUCUAAUGUUUAAACGGCUGGUUUUAGAGCAGGGAGAAAUGUUUCAUCUAGCAUGUACCUCCACUGAA
Notothenia coriiceps (black rockcod) is the source of this 3699-nucleotide messenger RNA. RefSeq names its product PR domain containing 15 (gene prdm15). The record is from RefSeq and is a predicted model, not a curated record. Gene Ontology annotation, molecular function: DNA-binding transcription activator activity, RNA polymerase II-specific; RNA polymerase II cis-regulatory region sequence-specific DNA binding. Lineage: Eukaryota; Metazoa; Chordata; Actinopteri; Perciformes; Nototheniidae. Gene Ontology annotation, biological process: regulation of transcription by RNA polymerase II. Bases 1 to 2313 code for a protein of 770 amino acids. The transcript is spliced from 17 exons. Gene Ontology annotation, cellular component: nucleus.